AUGGCAGCCCCCUCCAACCAGCCCCGUUACGGUCUCAACCGUCCUGCCCCGGGCCCCAGUGCACCCACCUUCUCAACCCCCGCGUUCCCCUCAGCGCCCAAGAACGCUCAAAGACUAGAAAGCGAGCGCCUCGAGCGCGAACGGCUCGCGCGCGAAUCGCGCCUCGCCUCAGAUGCAAUGGACGCACAAGCCCUCGCCUCGCUAUCCGAAGAGCAGCGCGAAGAAAUCAGCGAAGCAUUCAAUCUCUUCGAUCUGGAUAAGGACGGAUACAUCGACUACCACGAGCUCAAGGUCGCAAUGAAGGCGCUGGGCUUCGAUCUACCAAAGCAGGAGAUCCUAGGGAUAUUGCAGCAGCAUGGAUCCACGAGUGCUGCCCACCAGUCGGGGAAAGCGCCCGCGAGGGAUAGUGCGAGGGCGGCAGCUCAGGCUAGUUAUGCACCGCCUGCGCGACCGCUCUUGUCUUUCCAGUCGUUUCAGUCGCUGAUGGCGCAGCGCAUAUUGGCAAGGAAUCCUGAGGAUGAGAUUCUAAGAGCGUUUGAGUUGUUUGAUGAGGGCGGCAAGGGGAGAAUUACGCUACAGGAUUUACAACGUGUAGCUAGGGAGCUGGGCGAGACGCUGGGGAACGACGAACUGGUUGCCAUGAUCGAGGAGUUCGAUCUGGAUGGAGACAAUGCAAUUAGUAGGGAAGAAUUUGUAGGAAUAUGUCUUGGGUGA
This is a messenger RNA of Ascochyta rabiei, 714 nucleotides long. RefSeq names its product Calcium-binding component of the spindle pole body (SPB) half-bridge. Gene Ontology annotation, cellular component: half bridge of spindle pole body; mitotic spindle pole body. The record is from RefSeq and is a predicted model, not a curated record. Gene Ontology annotation, biological process: spindle pole body duplication. The transcript has a single exon. Gene Ontology annotation, molecular function: calcium ion binding; microtubule binding. Bases 1 to 714 code for a protein of 237 amino acids. NCBI's taxonomy places the organism in Eukaryota, Fungi, Ascomycota, Dothideomycetes, Pleosporales, Didymellaceae.